AAACAAAGAACGUUAUUACUUUACAUCAGGCCGUUUAACUAGAUUCUUUUGCUUUAUAUUAAAAAAGUUACCGACAACUAAAAUGUCAAUGUCAAACAAACCGAAUGCAAGUUUGGGUGGUGAUUAUUUAUGCAUAAUUUACGUUUUAAAUCACUAAAACCUAAAUAAGAUUUGUAUAUAUUAAAAUAAUUCUAUGAGAAAUUACAACAGUUAAGUGCUUUAUUUAUUAGAUUUCACUGUGACUGUGACUUAAAUAUUUUCGAUGAGAAGUGUUUAUGAAUCACGAUGUUUAUGAAGCCUUUCUUAUUUAUAUUAUUAAUAAUAACUAAAUCCCAAGCAAAACAAACCGAUCAGAUAGAUAAUAACCUAAACGAUGUAGCCGAAAAAGUUUACGCAGUCAAAAUAAACAAAUGUUGUGAAGCGAACCAAUUAAUGAUAGACUCCUCUUGUAGAUUGGCUGAAUUGUUUAAUCAGACAUUAUGGGAGCCACAAUUUAAGUCUGAAGAUGGAAAAGAUGUUAAAUUGAAGCAUUUCCAAUAUGAAACAGGGUUACCUGAUUGUGAGAAUACACAGAUGAGGCCUAUCUAUUACUUGAAGAAUACAGAAGAUGAAUUGAAUAUUUUAUCUGAUGGACGUAUGCGUCACAUAAUCCAUCAUGAACACAGCAUAGAUAGCAUUAAAGAAGAUCCAACUCAGAGUAAUUCUUUUAGUUUGCAUGACCCAAUCACAAUUCCGGAGGUGAAAGAACCGACUUCCUAUAUUCACGAUCAAAGAAAAUACUGUAUGGACAAGAUUUUUAUGACAAAAACAAAUAUCACUGGGGAAUAUGCUUUAGUUUGUGUACCAGAAGUGAAAAUAGAUUGGAAAGAUACAAACUUUCUUUUGACAAAAAUUCUAAAUCCAAUAUUUCAUGGUAUUGCCAUAAUAUUAUUCCUUGCAGUAGCAAUAAUAUAUUUUAUCCUACCAACUUUGAGAGACUUGGCAGGAAAUAUUAUAACAACAAUAAAUGUUUGCUUAAUUGUUAGUCAAGCAGCUGAUUUUAUAAGAAUUUUUACUGAAUACAGCAACCACUUAAGCUUCAUGGUAACAGAUAUCAUAUUGUACAUAUCACUCCUAGGUGCUUUCUUUUGGCUAAAUAGUUUUGGGUUCUACAUUUGGAAAACAUUUAAAUCGAGAAAUGUAUUUUUAAGAGUAACCGAUGUACGUAAAUAUUGUUAUUACUCAAGUGCCGUGUGGUCUAGUGUCAUACUGAUGGCCGCAUUAGCAAUUUGUGCCCAUUUCCUUUUUGACACAGGCAGUAAUGGACAAAUGAACUCUCAUUUUUCCUCAUCCAUUCUUGUUGAUGACAUGGAACAGGAAACCAUAGGUUGGCUAGGAAUUGCAAUAUUCUUUACACCAGUGGCAUUCACCAUUGUUUUCAACAUAUUUUUUUAUGUAACAACUUUAAAAGUCAUUAAGAGGAUAAACAUUUAUGGCAGAAUUCAUCAUAAACUCAAAGGAUGUUUUGAUUUAUUCAUUCAACUAUUUCUUAUAAUGACUACAGCUUGGCUAUUCCUCCUGAUGUCUUGGUUGAAUAUUGAUGGACUUAUAUAUGCGCAUAUUGUCGUGAAUCUCUUACAAGCCAUAUUAGUAUUUUAUGUAUGUAUAGUAAGACAAUCCCAUGUGACGUUUCUACUGCGUAAAAGUUGUUGCUAUGCACAGCCGGUGCCGACAGGUGAGUGGGGAGACGAGAUGACUCAUAUGAAUGGUGGCAAUUACUAGGUAUAUUGAAUGUUACUUGUGUUAAUGGACCAUUUACAAAGGAUAGAAUUUGGAUCAUUCUUUUUUAUUUUAUAUUUACAAGGACAAUACUGGCCUGCGUUACUAGACUGUC
Molecule: messenger RNA, 1873 nt
Organism: Diatraea saccharalis (sugarcane borer)
Lineage: Eukaryota; Metazoa; Arthropoda; Insecta; Lepidoptera; Crambidae
Source: the annotation of a GenBank genome assembly